AUGUCUCUCUCACCGGUUGUCACACUGCAACAGCCACAGACCGUUCGUUCUGUCUCGUCACCUCUCAAGACGCUCGCUUCCGGACAGACUUCCUCCAAUGGCACUCCCAGACCCGCGGCUCAGCCGGCCCCAAAGGCGGUAGCCCCCGCCACCCUCGAUGUCGCCGAGCAGAUGAACGAGGAAGAGAAGCGGAAAUACAAGCUCGGUGAAGGUACCUACGCCAUAGUCUUCUUAGGCCACCUCCGCGCGAACCCCGCCGAGCUCGUCGCCAUCAAGAAAAUCAAGAUGCAGAAGGAGUACACAGAGGGCAUGCCCCCCGACGCCGUCCGCGAACUGAAGCACCUCCAAGAGCUGCACCACCCAAAUAUCAUCUCCCUCCAGUCUGUCUUCUCCUCCAAGGACCAGAACGUCAACCUGGUCCUCGAGUACCUGCCCCUCGGCGACCUGGAGAUGCUCAUCCGGGACACCACCAACGUGCACUACGGAGCCGCCGACAUCAAGGCCUGGAUGGGCAUGCUCGUCCGCGCCAUCUGGUUCUGCCACGAGAACUUCGUCCUGCACCGCGACAUCAAACCCAACAACUUGCUCAUCGCCGCCGACGGCGAGGUCAAGCUCGCCGAUUUCGGUCUCGCCCGCGGCUUCGGCGACAUCCACUCGUACAUGACCUCCAACGUAAUCACCCGCUGGUACCGGCCCCCCGAGCUGCUCUUCGGCGCCAAGCACUACGGCGGCGCCGUCGACAUCUGGUCCGUCGGCACCGUCUUCGCGGAGCUCAUCAAGCGCGCCCCCUUCAUGCCCGGCAACAACGAGCUCGAUCAGAUCAAGCUCAUCUGCGACGCCAUCGGAACGCCCACGGACGACAACUGGCCCGGCGUUACCACGCUGCCCGAGUACACCGUCCCCACGCAGAACCCCGUCCGCGGCAAGGACUUCUACAUGUAUCAGUUCGGCACCGUUGGCCCUGACGGCGUGGACCUGCUGAUCCGGACCCUCGCGCUCAAUCCCAAGAAGCGCAUUACCGCUCGUGAGAUGCUCAGCCACCCUUGGUGGCACGCAGAGCCCAAGCCUACGCGCAAGGAAGACUUGCCCCGGAAGGAUGGUGGAGAGGACAAGAUGGGUGCCGAUCUCAAGCGGCGCCCAGGCGUCGUUGAGGAAGAGAAAAGGGGUGCCAAGGUUGCGAGGAAGCUCGAUUUUGGCGGAGCCAAGUAA
Molecule: messenger RNA, 1209 nt
Organism: Clonostachys rhizophaga
Lineage: Eukaryota; Fungi; Ascomycota; Sordariomycetes; Hypocreales; Bionectriaceae
Source: the annotation of a GenBank genome assembly